GAAAGAUUGGUCGUUAGAUGGCAGCAUAGCGUCAUUUAGUGGCCAUUUCCCUGGCUUCAAUAAACUACGCGAAGAAGAGCGACUUCCGCAAUCAUGCUAACGCUAACGACCGGAUUACGCUGCUAAACGGGGACGCAGUCGUGUGUCUUAAUAUGGCAACACCAGUGCCUGUGCUCCGUCUGCCCAAAGGACCAGACCCAAACAGUCGUGGAUUUGACCCCAAUUCACCCCGUUUCAUUGCCCUCUGUCGCACCUCCAUAUCCACUUCUGCUGCUUCAGAGUUGGACCCUGAGGAGCUGCAGAAGGAGCAGCAUGCACGCUCGGUGCUGAGGGAAAAGUUCCUGCGCUGUCUGUUCGCCAUGACAAACAAGCAGGUUUACUUUAACCUGCACGAGAAGGUGAAGGUGGAGGCCACGUUUGGAGCAUCUGACAUUGAUGUGCUGAACUUUCAGGUGUCAGACUUACACACGCCCAUUGGGGUGCAAAAAGAAGCACUCAUCAGGAGUAGGGAUGUGAUUUCAUGUCAUUUUGAUGUAUGAACACCCGAGGACUUAACUAAUACAAACAGGACAUUGUGUUUUGGAUUAAGAGGAACUUAUUUUGUUUUUGUUUGUUUUUUGUAUUUGGAUAAGAUAUCACCAAAAAUGUUAGCAACCGUCGUUUUGCCAUUUGUUACUGUUUGAGUCUCCUGUCACUAUUAAGUUACUACUUACAUCAAUCCUACCACAAGAGGGAGGUAUAUCACUGUUUCAAAAACCUGACGACGUCCUGUUUGGCUUCACUAGCUUGAUGUAUGUGUGAGUAAGAGCGAAAAUAAAUAAAUAUAUAUAUAUAUAUAUGUUUC
Messenger RNA from Cynoglossus semilaevis (tongue sole), 844 nucleotides. RefSeq names its product gem (nuclear organelle) associated protein 7 (gene gemin7). Gene Ontology annotation, biological process: spliceosomal snRNP assembly. The transcript is spliced from 2 exons. Gene Ontology annotation, cellular component: SMN-Sm protein complex. NCBI's taxonomy places the organism in Eukaryota, Metazoa, Chordata, Actinopteri, Pleuronectiformes, Cynoglossidae. Bases 153 to 539 code for a protein of 128 amino acids. The record is from RefSeq and is a predicted model, not a curated record.